Schistocerca serialis cubense is the source of this 1088-nucleotide messenger RNA. RefSeq names its product cuticle protein 16.5-like. Lineage: Eukaryota; Metazoa; Arthropoda; Insecta; Orthoptera; Acrididae. The record is from RefSeq and is a predicted model, not a curated record. The transcript is spliced from 3 exons. The coding region runs from base 117 to 794 and encodes 225 amino acids.
CCACUCUGCCCGCGUUCCGCGAGUAUAAGAGCCCGCAGCGACCACCCUCAGCUACACACAAGUCUUCACAGCUUCAUCCGUCCGCAGCUCUGCAGCAACAAAACCUACCCGCCAACAUGAAGGUUCUGGCUAUUGUCUUCCUCGCCCUCGCCGUAGUUGCCUACGCCGAAGAGGCCGCUGAGAAGAAGGAGGCCGCCCCGGAGGCAGUCGCCGAAGAGAAGAAGCAGGAGAAGCGCGGUCUCCUGGGUCUGGGCUACGGCGCCGCCCCCGCCAUCGGCUACGCCGCCCACGGUAUCGGCUACGCCGCCCCCGCUGUGAGCUACGCCGCCCCCGCUGUGAGCUACGCUGCCCCUGCCUACGCCGCAUACGCCGCCCCCGCCGUCGCUAAGGUCGCCGCCCCCGCCGUGGCCUACGCCGCCCCCGCUGUCGCCAGGGUUGCCGCUCCCGUCGCCAGGGUGUCCUACGCCGCCCCCGCCAUCAGCUACGCCGCCCCCGCCGUGAGCUACGCAGCUCCCGCAUACGCCGCCUACGCCGCCCCUGCCGUCGCUAAGGUCGCCGCCCCCGCCGUGGCCUACGCCGCCCCCGCCGUGGCUGCCGCCCCUGCCGUAGCCUACGCCGCCCCCGCCGUGGCUAAGGUCGCCGCCCCUGCUGUGGCCUACGCCGCCGCCCCCGCAGUGAGCUACGCCGCCCCCGCUUACGCCGCGUACGCCGCCCCCGCCAUCGCUAAGGUGGCCGCCGCCCCCGCCCUCUCCUACGCCGCCUACGGCUACGGACACGGUCUGGCUUACCACUAAAUGCAUCACCAAGAACAGGAUGUGCCACUUCACAGUUCAGAAUCCGCAGUGCUGUUGGCAAACCGGAUGGAGCCUCGACGCUGCCGCCACGGAGUGAACUCUCCACCAAACUCUUCCUUCACUUCUCACCAGUCGUCGUCAACAACUCCCUUCCAUCAACUAAUUUAUUGAUUCCAUCGCUGCGCCCAAUGAAUAACAGUUACUCACUGUUGUGCACGCUUCUUCAAACCCCGUCGGUGGUCUUGCGACCUUCGACGUGAUCUUUUUUCUAGGAAUAAACAAUAUAAAAAUAUA